Molecule: messenger RNA, 1185 nt
Organism: Talaromyces rugulosus
Lineage: Eukaryota; Fungi; Ascomycota; Eurotiomycetes; Eurotiales; Trichocomaceae
Exons: 2
Coding region: 1-1185 (394 amino acids)
Biological process (GO): regulation of transcription by RNA polymerase II
Molecular function (GO): zinc ion binding; DNA-binding transcription activator activity, RNA polymerase II-specific
Source: RefSeq, a predicted model, not a curated record
AUGGGCGGGUCCCGGACUUACCACACGAAAUCGCGCAAUGGCUGCAAAAACUGCAAGAGGAGGCGGGUGAAAUGCAAUCUAAACUCUCCCUGCUGCAGUAACUGCUCUCGCCGGGGUGAGCUAUGCUCCUUCCAGCUCUCGUCAUGCUCUUUCUUGGUUGAGGGAACCAGAGACCAAGGCGAGAUCGAGGAAGGACUGGGAUUCAACGACUAUCUAUCUAGCAUCGCUGUUCCGACUAUUGAAAAAUGGUAUCCUUCCAUGUUCCCGGGCCAGAGCAGACUCGAAAGUGAACUGAUCUGCCACUUUACCAUUUCAUGCGCGCCAUCACUAGCUCUAGCAUCAGAUGCGCAGUUUAUUUGGGAAUGCGAAGUCCCCCUCAUAAGAAGCGAACAUCCAUUCCUGAACCAAGCUGUCUUGGCCCUGUCCGCUUUACAUUUGUGUCACUUGAAAACACCUAACACUUUAGAAUAUAUGAAUACUGCGAGAAAGAGUUUUGCAGGUGCGAUAAAUCAAUUCCAGUGCCAUGUGAAGCAAAUUACAACCGGUAACUGCGUUGCCUUGUUUGGCUUUUCGAUAAUCGUGGCGAUGUUCCAACUAAAGGUAUCUUCCGAUACCGUAGCAAGAGCCACAAUUGAAGAUGACCAACAGGUGGCGGCGGGUUUUGAUACAAUCACUGUGCUGAGAGCGACAUGGAAACUAACUCCUUUUCUGGGGCCGUGGUUGUUACAAACUCGUCUUGGGACUCUUUUUGCUCGCGGUCGUGAUUUUGACGAACAAGAGUAUCUGGACGCCGCCAAUCUUGAACUGGUGUUUUCUCGCCUAGAAAUGCUCAACCUCAGUGACAUCCAAGUCGAGAGAAGUAAGGUUGACUGUUCGCAAGCGCUGGAUGCGUUACGAUACUGGUACACAUUCAUGGGCCGUCGAUUAACGAUUUGGCUACAUGUUGUGUGGUGGCCAGCCGCUAUUACUGAUGACUUUCUGCGGCUUUUAAAAAUCAAGGAUCCUAUGGCGCUGGCAAUUUAUUGCUUCUGGGUAUUAGGAAUGACUAGAAUGUCACAGAAAUGGUUCAUGGAGGGUUGGGCCGAAGCCACCUUCACGUCGGUUGUCCGUUCGCUCGAUCCAGAAUGGAAGGGGUUGGUUCAGUGGGUGCUGAAACCAAUCCUCCAAAGAGACUUGUCAUUGUAA